AAAAAAAAAAGUAAAGCAUUAAUUUUCUUAAUCCUGCCAUAUUACUUUUCAGGAAUGCUGUUACAUAAUGCAUUUAUGUUUGACCAAAAUUAUCUUUUUCUGAUUAUAAACUUUGUUUCAUCAGUAUGCAUAUCGCUGCUAGUUGCUGAUAUCUUCUUUUUAUUUUGUUUCAUUAAUUAUUCCUUAGUUUAUUGGCUAUUUUUCCGUUCUAUACUGGAUACAUAACUCUGGAAUUCAAAAAAAAAAGGUAAAAGGAUUUAAUACAAUAUGUGAAUAAGAAAGAUAAAAAAAAUCAU
Molecule: messenger RNA, 296 nt
Organism: Cokeromyces recurvatus
Lineage: Eukaryota; Fungi; Mucoromycota; Mucoromycetes; Mucorales; Mucoraceae
Exons: 1
Coding region: 55-225 (56 amino acids)
Source: RefSeq, a predicted model, not a curated record